GAUAGCUAUUGCGCAUGUGCAAUCUUAGGCUCUUAGCGGAAGUCAAUUCUACAGACCCUAUCACUACAGUGUACUGCUGCAUGCUUCUCACCUGUAAUUUUGUAACUGAUUACUUUUACUCUCUGAUUCCAGUGUAAAAUUGACCGCCAUGGCUGAAGGUAAAGGAUGCUCUGCCAGGGUUGUACAAAUAGGGUUUGUCCUCAUAAACAUCUUCUUUGUGCUUCUUGGUGUUGGGCUGAUAACUGGUGGCAGCUACCUUGUGGCCACUAAUAACGUUCUACAAGUGUUUGGAGGCCCUCUGAAUGCAAUAGGAUUGUCUGCAAUCAUCAUCAUAGUGGGCAUUGUUGUGUUCUUCGUUGCUGCAAUUGGUAUCUUAGGAGGCUGUUUCCAACACAAGCUACUUCUGGGAAUUUAUCUCGUGGUGCUGGUCCUUGUCAUUGUUACAGAGCUGGGCCUUGCCAUUGGUGCCAUUGUCAAGAGAGGCUCACUGGGAGCUGCUGUUGAUGAAAACAUUGCAAAGAUAUUGGACAACUAUUCCACUGACAAUACCGACCGCAAUGCCAUUAACUUUGUUCAGAGGAUUUUUGAAUGCUGUGGCUGGAACAAUGCCAGUGACUAUGUUGUUAGAGAUAUUCCCAUUCCUAUAAGCUGUGAUUGUACCGACAGCAAUACCAUUGAUACCUGUGAACCCUUCGGCACUAAUCAUACCAUCUGGAGCAGUGGAUGCAAAAGUGGUGUAAGCAGUGCCUUUCGCACCUACCUAGCAGUCAUCAUUGCUCUGGCUAUAAUGGUCGCUCUAAUUGAAUUAAUAGCUGUGCUGCUAGCUAUAGGCUUGUGCUGCUCAGGCAAGAAAGACAGCUACGAGACCGUCUAAAUACACCCACCCACAUCUUAUGACUUAAACUCAGAAUAUUUAUCAGUGACUGUCUUCCAGCACAGUAGCAUGCAAACCCAUUAUAUUAUGUUUUAAUAUAUUUUUAAUUGGUCAAUAAAAACAUGACAUGUUUAGUGAACACUC
This is a messenger RNA of Halichondria panicea, 1018 nucleotides long. RefSeq names its product leukocyte surface antigen CD53-like. The transcript is spliced from 7 exons. The record is from RefSeq and is a predicted model, not a curated record. The coding region runs from base 149 to 874 and encodes 241 amino acids. NCBI's taxonomy places the organism in Eukaryota, Metazoa, Porifera, Demospongiae, Suberitida, Halichondriidae. Gene Ontology annotation, cellular component: membrane.